UGCUUUUUCAUUGUUUUUAUUUUAUUUUAUUAUCUGCUUCCUUGUCCUGUUCUUGGAACGCGUGUUAUUUGUUUUUACUUUUCCCUCCGUUCAAACACAAUUCCUCUUCAGUAAUGUUCGGUAGUGGUGCCUUUGGCAGCGGAACUGGCUUCGGUCAGCAGCAACAACAACAACAACCCGCUUCUGUCUUUGGACAACAACAACCGCAGCAGCAAUCAGCUUUUGGUGGUUUCGGCUCGACUUCCACUCCCAGUGCAUUUGGUGCGAGCACUACUACUACCGCCUUUGGUCAGCCUGCUCAACCAUCGGUGUUUGGCUCGAACACUGCUACUACUGGAUUCGGUGCCAAUACGACGUCUGCUUUUGGUCAAGCUAGACCAUCGGCUUUUGGAUCGACAACACCGGCAUUCGGAGCAGCAGCUCAACCUGCUCCGACAGGUUUCGGUGGCGGUGCUUUCGGUGGUGGUUCUUCAUUCGGUUCGACCACAGCCCAAGCUGGUAGCGGUUUGUUCGGAAGCCGUCCAGCUACUCAAAGUGCGUUUGGCGCAACGGCCACCCCUGCUCCCUCUGCUUUCGGUGCCCAACCUCAACAGCAGCCAUCCGCAUUCGGUGGCAUGGGAGCAACGACAUCGGCUUUCGGCCAAACUUCUGGCACGAAUCAGGGCACAGCAGUGGCCGACUUUACUCCUACGCAAGAGCGUGACUUGACCACAGGUGUCAACAAUUUUUUCCAGACUAUCACCGCCAUGCCGCAGUAUAAAAAUUUCUCAUUGGAAGAGCUUCGAUUGCAAGAUUACAUGCAAAACCGAAAAACCGGAAAUGCUGCACCCGGUGGAUUUGGUGCUGCUGCACCUGGUGGAUUUGGCGCUCCCGCUAGCAAUACUUCGCUUUUCGGACAACCUGCUGCCUCCAGUGCGUUUGGACAGCAAACCACGAGCGCUUUCGGACAACCUCAACAACAAGCCGGCGCAUUCGGUAGCACCGGCACAGGUCUCUUUGGCCAACAACAACCUUCCACAACCCCAGCCUUUGGAGCACCCGCCACAGGAGCUACGGGAGGUUUUGGGAACACCGGUUUCGGUGCCUCCAAUGCCACACCUGCUUUCGGCGCCACAUCCGCUGCGCCUGCAUUUGGAGCAGCCGGAGGAUUCGGUGCUACUGCAGCCAAACCUUUCUCAUUCGGUGCAAGCAACUCUACGCCCAGUCAACCUGCUACUGGCGGUUUCGGUGCUACAACAUCUACACCUGGUUUUGGACAGGCCGCAGGCAACACUGGCUUUGGAGGCUUCGGUCAAAAGCCCGCAGGCCAAACUACCACAGGUUUUGGUGGUACUGGUGGAUUUGGUGGAUUCGGUGCGACGGCUGCCAGCAAGCCCACAUUUUCUUUCGGUGCCACUUCUGCUGGCCCUACUUCGGGAGCCGGCACGACUGGCUUUGGCGGAUUCGGUACUAAUACCACCGGUGCAGUGGGCGGAUUCGGGGCUCAAACAUCGCAACCUGGCGGUCUUUUCGGUGCAAACAAGCCAGCAGCACCUACCACCUCAUUGUUCGGCAACACGCAACAGCAAACGACGACGCCUUCCUUUGGAUUCGGUGGCACCCAGCAGAACACUGGAUUUGGCGCCACAACAGGCGGAUUAUUCGGCCAGAAACCCGCUACCAAUACGACCUCUACUGGCGGUUUGUUCGGCAAUACCCAAUUAGGCGGUAAUACAUCGUUUGGUGGAUUCGGUCAACAGCAAACAGGUGGCGGUUCGUUUAAUUUACCUGCUCAAGGUGGCUUGACUUCAUUUGGCACCGCUGGCCUUCAACCUGGCCAAGCACAGCAACCACUCGUUGCCACUGUCGAUAAGAGCCCUUACGGCAGCAAUCCUUUGUUCAAUACGACGCAGCCUACUCAACAGGGUACCGGCAACCAAACAGCGACCCCUUCGGCCGUCGCUGUCGAAACCCCCAAGAAACCCGCCGUCCCUCAUUAUCCCAUCAGUCCUCGCGUGGUCUCCAAGAUCAAAUUACGCGGAUUCACCUUUGGCCCUACCACGAAACCUGCCGCUAAAAAGAUGACUGCCUUGGACGGUGUGAGCGACGACGCGGUCCUCGGAUCCGGUGCAUUCUCGCCUCGACCUAGCAAUAAACGAUUGGUGUUCAACGACAACGUCGAUGAAUCGAACGUCGCAGCUCUCGUGAACCAAAAGAGCGAAAAACCGAAAAUCCUGUUUAACCCCAAGCUUGAAUUGAUCGCUUCACAACAAGAAUCAAGCGGAUCCGAUGUACAUUCCUCGACUGAACAAGGCGAGGCCUCGGCUACCACCAAGCCAUCCAUUAGCUCGAUCACCGCCGCAGCUUCCAAAAAUGGCUAUUCGUGUUCUCCCACCUUGGAAGCCUUGUCCAUGAUGAGCCAUGAAGAAUUGAAGCAUGUGGAAAACUUUACCGUGAAGCGUCGUGGUUAUGGUGAAGUGAGCUUCGACGUCCCCGUCGAUUUGUCUGACAUUCCUUUGCAAGAUAUUAUGGGUACGAUCGUUAUUAUCGAAACAAAGACCGUGGUUGUGUAUCCCAACGAAAGUACCAAGCCUGCUUUGGGUCACGGUCUCAAUGCUCCUGCGACUGUCAAACUGGAAAAUUGCUACACCACUGACAAAGACACCAAGCAACCUAUUCGUGAUCCUGAACAUGCGCGCUUCAAAUUAUUCCUCAACAAAUUGCGUAAACGACAAGGCGUGGAAUUCCUCGACUACGAUAUGCAGACAGGCACAUGGACAUUCAAAGUAAAACACUUUUAAAAAAAAAAUCAAGAAACAAAAAAAAGCCCCAAACAAAGCAUACGAAAAAAUAUUUCGACUCUAGUAUAGUUAGCUAUGGUAGCAUCAAUAUGAAAGAAUUCAUGGUAAAUAAAAGAAUUUAGCAACAC
Radiomyces spectabilis is the source of this 2908-nucleotide messenger RNA. RefSeq names its product nucleoporin autopeptidase-domain-containing protein. Bases 114 to 2780 code for a protein of 888 amino acids. The transcript is spliced from 7 exons. NCBI's taxonomy places the organism in Eukaryota, Fungi, Mucoromycota, Mucoromycetes, Mucorales, Radiomycetaceae. The record is from RefSeq and is a predicted model, not a curated record. Gene Ontology annotation, cellular component: nuclear pore; nuclear pore cytoplasmic filaments. Gene Ontology annotation, molecular function: structural constituent of nuclear pore. Gene Ontology annotation, biological process: post-transcriptional tethering of RNA polymerase II gene DNA at nuclear periphery; RNA export from nucleus; protein import into nucleus.